AUGGAGACCAGCACUCUCGCUGACAUCUCGGCCAGGAGGGAUUCAGAUCAGCAGCAGAACUCCCCAUCUACCAGGCCGCGACGCUCGUCAGAAGCAUGUGAACAGGAUCUGCAUUCUUCACGUCCUGAAAAUGAUCAACCUAACGCGGUCUCGCAUGUCAAAAUUGCACGCAGAAGGUCCAUCAUUCGCCGGAGGUCAUCAAGGUCCUUGAGGGCUCGCGCCAAAACCCGAGCUGCGUUUUUCAGAAGACAGUCUGUAUCCGCAAGUCGAAACUGUGUUUCCGAGGUGGUCAACGUUGGUUCUCAACAAGGACUUCUCGCGACUCCCCGGUGGUCCAUCUUCGAACGCUUCUUCAACAAUCUCCGAGGCGGUGCCGUUUCAUGCUUUGAGCUUCUGAGUAGGCUUCUCAAUGUUCCUAUCGCCGCCGCUACGAAUCUUGCAACGAGCGCAUACCUGGGACCGAUAAUUCUAUGCCUGUUCAUCCUUGCAAUUUGUCUCAAAACCGGCCUGAUUGUCCAUCUCCUGGUGACCUCUUUCAAGGACGGCUACACCAAUGGAAGUAGCUUGGCUCACAAGGUCUAUUUGUCGACAAUUUCGGCGACAGCAGCCGGGUACAACCGUCUUGCUAGCGUCCAGAGCUUCGCAGUGGAUUCAGGAAAUCGCUUCGUGAGCGCGCUCGGUGCAACAGGCUCAGCUGCCCAAGGUAUCCUAUGCCUUAGUCCUGCGGGUGCGAAGACGGUCAGCUGGCUAGGUUAUCCGUGCGAGCUUCCGGAAGGCUCGAGCGAGAACUUUUUUGACACCCUCAACAUGACUACUAUCGAAGUCGGACACUGGGUCAACAUCUCUGGCCUCGUUUUACCCCAUUCAAACUACCUGAGCAUGGCAAACAUAGCGGUUGGUAAGUACUCACUCGUGGUCAGACACAGCCGCGUGGACUUCCCCGACAAGCAUGCGCUUGCCAAUAGCAUGGACAUAUAUAGCGAAUUAUUGCUUGAGGGGGGCCAUCACAUUUUCACAACCGUUCUCCAAACCGAGAGCACCGUCAUGCUCAUGCAUUUGCACCUCCAGGAGGCAGAGAGAGAGCUAGAGCGCAUUUCCCGUUUGUCUCCGAUUUGGUCAUGGCGCCGGACAAGUCGAUUCCAGGUCAUGUUUACGAACCUAAUUCGCCUCGUGGAUCUUCGAAUUCUCGAUCUGAUAAGUGAAAUCCAAGCGUGCGUUAAGGUCCUUGAAAAAGCCGAGAAGGAAGGAAACCAGUAUUUGGACCUUGUUCGAUCAGCGGAGAACUAUAUUGAGAAGAAAAUCGAAGAAAAGGGCUACGUGUACAACCUUCUCCAUCCCGAUAAUAUCCUGGUACGAACAAAGAGCUUCAUUCCACAGCUUCACAUGCCAAUUCCAGAAGUGCUGGAACACCUUCGAAGCGCGAAAAUCAAUCUGAUACGGCACCGGCAACAUGUGACUAUUUCGGAGAAGGACCUGCUAUUUCUGCGAACCGACUAUCCAGGGACGUCAGGAGUGAAUAUCAUUCUGGCACGGUUAAAGAUGUUCGCGGAGCAGUUGUCAAGUUCGGUAGCCCAGAGCAAAUUUCAACGAGAGGCCCAGGAACGGCGGGAAGAAGCAGAGAGAAAGGAGGGCUAUUACCGUCUCCCCCAUGCAAAUAACGGCUAUGUUACCGCGAGUUGA
Messenger RNA from Fonsecaea erecta, 1680 nucleotides. RefSeq lists its product as hypothetical. Lineage: Eukaryota; Fungi; Ascomycota; Eurotiomycetes; Chaetothyriales; Herpotrichiellaceae. The transcript has a single exon. The record is from RefSeq and is a predicted model, not a curated record. The coding region runs from base 1 to 1680 and encodes 559 amino acids.